This is a messenger RNA of Raphanus sativus (radish), 1614 nucleotides long. Its product is annotated as 26S proteasome non-ATPase regulatory subunit 11 homolog. Gene Ontology annotation, cellular component: proteasome regulatory particle, lid subcomplex. Bases 200 to 1459 code for a protein of 419 amino acids. The transcript has 2 exons. The record is from RefSeq and is a predicted model, not a curated record. Gene Ontology annotation, molecular function: structural molecule activity; protein binding. NCBI's taxonomy places the organism in Eukaryota, Viridiplantae, Streptophyta, Magnoliopsida, Brassicales, Brassicaceae. Gene Ontology annotation, biological process: ubiquitin-dependent protein catabolic process.
GUAAAUUUUAAAACUACGAAAGACCUUUCUCUAUCUUCCUUGCCAAGACAGACAGACAGACAGACAGCCAGAGAGAGAUAUAAUAUCUGGAGCCGAGACAUCCUUUUCUCUACCGUCGUCGAAGAGGCUUUACCCAGUAGGAGACGACGACAAUUCAUCAGGGGGGUGUUUUGAGUUUGUUACAUACAACCCAACCACAAUGGUUUCGUUUCCCGCUACAACCGAGACGAUCUCCCUGGCUCUAGAAGCCAACAGCUCGGAGGCUAUUCAGAUACUCUACCAGGUCUUGGAAGACCCUUCUUCCUCUCCAGAGUCUCUCCGGAUCAAGGAGCAAGCCAUCAGCAACCUCUGCGAACGUCUCACCGAAGAGAAGAGAGGCGAGGAUCUCCGGACACUCUUGACCAAGUUGAGACCUUUCUUCUCCCUCAUCCCCAAGGCCAAGACCGCCAAAAUCGUCAGAGGGAUUAUCGAUGCUGUCGCCAAGAUCCCUGGAACCACUCAUCUCCAGAUCACUCUCUGCAAAGAGAUGGUGGAGUGGACGCGCGCCGAGAAGCGUACUUUCCUCAGGCAGAGAGUUGAGGCGAGGCUAGCUUCGCUUCUGAUGGAGAACAAGGAGUACGUUGAAGCUUUGGCGCUGCUGAGUACUUUGGUUAAAGAGGUUAGGAGGUUAGAUGAUAAGCUCCUUUUGGUUGACAUUGACUUGUUGGAGAGCAAGCUUCACUUCUCCUUGAGGAACUUACCCAAGGCCAAAGCUGCACUCACUGCUGCCAGGACAGCUGCAAAUGCUAUUUAUGUCCCACCGGCACAGCAAGGUACUAUUGAUCUCCAGAGUGGGAUCCUUCACGCUGAAGAGAAGGACUACAAAACCGGAUACAGCUACUUCUUUGAAGCCUUUGAGUCUUUCAACGCUCUCGGAGAUCCAAGAGCCGUUUUCAGUUUGAAGUACAUGUUGUUGUGCAAGAUCAUGGUUAGCCAGGCUGAUGACGUUGCAGGAAUAAUCUCCUCAAAGGCUGGACUCCAGUACGUUGGCCCUGAUCUAGAUGCCAUGAAGGCGGUCGCUGACGCGCACUCAAAGAGGUCGUUGAAACUGUUUGAGAACGCUCUCCGUGACUACAAAGCUCAGCUGGAGGAUGACCCAAUUGUCCACAGGCAUCUCUCUUCUCUCUACGACACGCUUCUGGAGCAGAACCUGUGUCGUUUGAUCGAGCCUUUCUCACGAGUUGAGAUCGCCCACGUUGCUGAUCUGAUUGGGUUGCCUAUCGACCAUGUGGAGAAGAAGCUGUCUCAGAUGAUACUUGACAAGAAGUUCGCAGGUACGUUGGAUCAAGGAGCUGGAUGCCUCAUCAUAUUCGAAGAUCCAAAGGCGGAUGCUAUCUACUCGGCUACUCUUGACACCAUUGCUAACAUGGGGAAAGUCGUUGACAGCCUUUAUGUCCGGUCUGCCAAAAUCAUGGCCUGAAUGAGUGAUUGAUUGGGUUCUUUUUCUAUCUUUCUUUUCUUCAUAUUCGGGUUUUAGACAAAGAAACUGUGUGGAUUGUUCCCAUUGGCUUCUUCUGAGAUACAGAUUGAAGUGUGUCUUUCCUUUAGUGCUUAAAACUGUAGAAUUUGUUUUCA